AUGCCUUCUCCGAACACAAACUCUAACUCUUCAAACUUAAUACCGAUCCGCGACCCUCGGACCAUGGGCUGGACGCUCGUCGGUAACGUACCGUUUCUGCUGACCCUCCUCAUCGGCUACGUGCACCUAGUCAAGUACCUCGGACCCCGCUUCAUGAGGAGGCGUAAGCCGUACGAGGGCAUUAAGCCGGUCAUCCAGCUAUACAACGUGUCCAUGGUACUCCUCAACAUCUACUUCGUCAAAAACUUCUUGAGCCGAUCCUAUCUCGGAGGUGGCUACAACUUCAUUUGCCAGGGCAUCGAUUUCGAAGCCAAGGACCAGACCACGACAGAACUCCUGGAGCUCUCCUGGUGGUACCAGUGGGUAAGGGUGGCUGACUUACUGGACACCGUGUUCUUCGUGCUCCGUAAGAAGGACUCCCAUGUGUCCUUCCUCCACGUCGCCCACCACGCUCUGGUUGUCUUCGACGGUUGGUACGGCCUCGCCUACGGUCCGGACGGACAGGUGGCCCUCUGCAUCAUCAUCAACAGCUUCGUCCACAUCCUGAUGUAUUCCUACUACUUCCUCACGCUCCUGGGUCCCGCUGUCCGCCGACACCUUUGGUGGAAGCCCUACUUGACGCGGCUCCAGCUGGUCCAGUUUGUCGUCGUCUUCAUCCACUUUCUGGUCUCAUUCUUCGAGGACUGCGGUUACCCAAAGUCCCACUCCACAUUGAUGAUUUGCGAGGAGGUUUUCUUCUUCUUCAUGUUUGCACGCUUCUACGUAAAGGCUUAUGGCCACAAACGAGGUUCUUCGAUAGGACGCCAAACGCAACAGUCGGAGACGCGUUCAAGGCACCGUAGUACAACUAAUAUAGCUUUGUGA
Ixodes scapularis (black-legged tick) is the source of this 864-nucleotide messenger RNA. RefSeq names its product elongation of very long chain fatty acids protein AAEL008004. The record is from RefSeq and is a predicted model, not a curated record. Gene Ontology annotation, molecular function: fatty acid elongase activity. Gene Ontology annotation, cellular component: endoplasmic reticulum membrane. Lineage: Eukaryota; Metazoa; Arthropoda; Arachnida; Ixodida; Ixodidae. The transcript has 2 exons. Gene Ontology annotation, biological process: fatty acid elongation, polyunsaturated fatty acid; fatty acid elongation, monounsaturated fatty acid; fatty acid elongation, saturated fatty acid. Bases 1 to 864 code for a protein of 287 amino acids.